Messenger RNA from Xiphias gladius (swordfish), 3706 nucleotides. It is a transcript of the gene baiap3, whose product is annotated as BAI1 associated protein 3. The record is from RefSeq and is a predicted model, not a curated record. The transcript is spliced from 34 exons. The coding region runs from base 179 to 3706 and encodes 1175 amino acids. Lineage: Eukaryota; Metazoa; Chordata; Actinopteri; Istiophoriformes; Xiphiidae.
UCGUCUAUCGCAAGAAAAAACAUCCAAACGUUUUUUUUCACGUAAGUUUGCUCGCGCCACGUUUGCCGGAGGACAGCGGCGUCCUGCCGCAGCGACAGAAGCUCCGAUUCACGGGAACUCUGACCACGCAGAAAACACUUCGCACCGGGGAAACUGUCAGGAGACACAGUGAAACAUCAUGACGACGCUGCUGGACCUGAAGAGUAGUGUGCUGCGGCAGGUACAGAGGAGCCAGUCGUUGAGGAGCCGGAGGGAGCCACCGCCCACCGCCAGCAGCCCCCUCGCACACUGUCCUGACCCCUUACCUCGCAGGAUUUCCGAGGAGAGCGCGGAGUUCUUUGAGCGUAUGAAUGCCAUCCUCCAGAAACAGGAGAACAUGCUGCGGGCUGCCCAGGCUGAGUGCCAAAGAGGGGCCUGCACAGUGCCGCCGCCCCAAGAGCAUGUGGACCAGGCCUUUAUCGGCGACAGAAUUAGCAGGACGGAGCUGGACCUGCUUUAUGAGGAAGCUGUGUACACGGUGGUCAACAGGGUCGGAGUGCCUUCACCAGAACAAGUGAAAAGUGACGAAGAGCUGUUUGCCUACCUGCUGAAGGUGUUUGAUAUGGGCGAAGAGGAACAUGACAUCAUUCUCCAAAAAGUCCAAGAAUCCAAGCGAGCCAAUUUUUCCUUGAGAGUUUCUGUUAUGAAAGCAAAGAAUCUGAUGGCCAAGGAUGCAAAUGGGUACAGCGACCCCUACUGCAUGCUGGGAAUCCUGGUGGGCCAGAGCCCCCGGGAAAUGGAGGAGAAGAAAGAGAGAAAAUUCAGCUUCAGGAAGAGGAGGGAGAAGCUGGAGAAACGCUCCAGCACCAAGGAGGUGUUACCUGCCAGGUGUAUCCAGGUGACCGAGGUCAAACCGGAGACUCUCAACCCAGUGUGGGACGAGCACUUUGUGUUUGAAAUAGAUGAUGUCCACAAUGACCUUUUACAUCUGGACAUAUGGGAUCAUGACGAUGAUGUGUCUGUUGCUGAAGCCUGCAAAAAGCUCAAUGAAGUCAGUGGACUUCGAGGAAUGGGCAGGUAUUUCAAGCAGAUAGCGAAGUCAGUGCGUGCCAACGGAUCUGCAUCCUCAGGCUCCGAGGAGAACGCCGAUGACUUCCUCGGAUGCAUCAACAUCCCUCUGAAUGAGAUUCCUGUUGUCGGCUAUGACACCUGGUUUAAGCUGGAGCCUCGAUCAAGCGCCUCUAAAGUUCAGGGAGAAUGUCACCUGAUGCUGAAGCUCUUCACCAGCCAGAGAGACACAGCUUUGUCCAAGAAGGAAACAAAUGUCUCCAUUCACAAGAAACUGCUGAGUCAGAUUCUGGAGUACGAGCACGCUCAUAUUAAGAGAGAGCCUUACAACUGGAAUGGGCAGGUUUGUCCCCCGGCGUGGACUGUGCUAACUCACCACGCUGUGCAAACCGAUCUCUCGCCUCUCCAACAGGCCAUCAUUCGCUGGCAGUGCUACAGCAGCCACCAUCGGACCCAGAGGGUGUGCUACUCCCUGCUGCUGCGCCUCCUGAGGACCAUCGAUGCAGAGUGGGAGCCUCCCGCCGUGAGGGGAGACCUGGAGAGGCAGCUGUCAGACAGCUUCAGGCUGUACACAGAGCACUGCCUGUGCCUGAUGAAGAACAUGCGUCAGGUUUUCCCCUGCACCAGCGCCGCUGCCAUUACACGCUACGAGCUCAUGCUGAGGGGGAUUGGCUACAUGCAAAACAUGCGGGCGUUUAAGACUGUAUGUCCUCUUCGAAACGAACUGCAUUUGGACAUCACUACUGCUGUGAAGAAAGGAACAGCAGAGUGGUAUGAGUGCUUAAUUGCACGAUAUAAGCCAGAGGACGGGACUCUGGAAGAGCAGCUGAAGAAGCUGGUUCAGGUGGUGGAUGCUGUGUGUGCAGACAUACAGAGAGCCCAGAACAUCUACAACAAACUCUUCUACAGUGCUGUUAAAGUAGAUUUCUUCAGCAUAUCAUACAGGCAGUUGGAGAAACAGGUAGCUGAUGAUGUAAAUGUAGCCAUGGAGCGGGUGUGUGGGACUCUGGAGCAGGAGAGCUCCAGACUGACUCAAACAAUGGGAGAGACCAUCUUUGAGCUCUUCAUGUCCUUGAAAUUCCUCAAAGGCUUUCGGGAGUUUCUUCCACUCAAGGAUGCUAAAAUGUUGGCCUUGAUGGGCUUUCAUAACUGGUUCAAGUCUUCAAUUCAUAAGUGGCUGCAGAUUGUUCAUGAAAGAUCCUGUGACAGGAUCCGUAAAGCAGUGGAAACAGACAAGCUCGAGCCCGUGCAGCAGGCCAGACACAGCUCCUCUGCAGUGGAAGUGACAACGUGCUUCAGCCAGGUGCGCGAGAUCUGGCUCCAGCUGGCUUGGCCAGACUCUGCCGGGGCCUUCAUCUUUGUCACCCGUCUGACAGACAAUUUCUGCAGUGAAGCUGUGUGCUACUCAGAGAUGAUAACACGCAAGAUUGAGAGGAACCAGCUGGGCCGAGACCACAAGAGCUUCACAGUGCAGCUCUGCAUCGCCCUGAACAACACAGAGCACGUGCGCGUUUUCCUGGGUCACCUACCCCGUGACCUGGACUGGCAAGGUGUGGAGCGGGCCAUGGAGGAGUCCUGUGGGGCGGAGGGGAAGGAGCAGGUUUACAAGGCUCUCAAUGGGCAGCUGUUCAACAUGGACCUGGACCUGCAGAGAGAAGCCAAACGGCUCAUCACACUGCUCACUGACAAGAUGCUGCCUGAGCUGCGGAGGUACAUCCAGCACAUCAGCCUUUCUCCAGACUCCAUCAACAACGACGACGCUGUGUCCCCUCUCAUGAAGUACUUACAAGACACUAUGGUCAUCCUCACUGCAAACCUCGUAAAGGAGAACCUGACCAGAGUUCUCCAAAGCAUGUGGGAGCUGCUCCUGCGGAUGAUCCUGGACACGAUCACAGAAAACAGAGGAGUUCAGGUGGAGUUUUACAACCGCUUCCGGUACACAGUGGAGACUGUGUUGCAGUUCUUCCAUGCUAAGGGAGAGGGUCUUUGCCUUGAAGACAUGAAGAGUGGAGACUACAAGGUCCUGGAUGAGGAGCUCAGGCUGAAUAAAUGUUCCUCCUUUGAGCUGAUUGAACAGUACUAUCUGGAGAAGAUUUCCCACCAGAAAACACUCAAACAUACCCGUUACGGUCGGAUCAGUGUGAAGUGCUACUACGAUGCUCCAGAGCAGAGACUGACAGUGGAGAUCCUGCAUGCUGCAGAUAUCAUUGCACUGGAUGCCAAUGGUCUGAGUGACCCAUUUGUCAUAGUAGAGCUCUGUCCUCACCACCUCUUCCCUAUGGCCAAGAGUCAACGUACGCAAGUGAAGCUUAAGACACUGCACCCAGUAUUUGACGAACUCUUUUACUUCCACGUCAGUCCCGAACAGUACAGACACAGGUUUGCAUGUUUGACCUUCACUGUGAUGGACUACGACUGGCUUUCCACCAACGACUUCGCCGGUGAAGCCGUGGCCCCUCUCAGCGACUUCUGCUGGCCAGGGAGACCGAACGCCUCAGCAGCCGGCAAGAGUGUCCAACCGGUCAUUCUGCACCUGUCUCGCAGUAAACCCAGUGAGAAGCCAAUCAUGAGGAUGCUGGACGCUCGCAUCGGAGACAGGGAGGCUCAGGAGUUUGUCCGCAGGCUGAAGGAGAUUGAGAAGUCAAUGGAGGAGGAGUAA